Messenger RNA from Epinephelus fuscoguttatus (brown-marbled grouper), 6939 nucleotides. It is a transcript of the gene dcph1, whose product is annotated as acidic residue methyltransferase 1. Gene Ontology annotation, molecular function: phosphatase activity. Gene Ontology annotation, biological process: DNA damage response. The record is from RefSeq and is a predicted model, not a curated record. The coding region runs from base 4674 to 6044 and encodes 456 amino acids. Gene Ontology annotation, cellular component: nucleus; cytoplasm. Lineage: Eukaryota; Metazoa; Chordata; Actinopteri; Perciformes; Serranidae. The transcript has 6 exons.
GAGCAAGGGGGCGGUUGAGUUAACGUUAAUUUCCCGCACUGUGUAACCGCCGUGAGAUCAACCCCCGCUAGCCAGCUCUCUUUUUGACAGCCGGGGACUACAUUCAAGGCUGUUAUUUUACAAUGGCCCUACUUGGAAGCAGAAUGUGAAUUAUCUGUGCAAAUAGGGAGAAAUAGGGGUGUAAAUAUAGACAGUGCAGGCAGUGCUGUUGCACUGGGGCCCAUGUUUGGUGGAGAAUGGGCCCUUUUGAGUGAUAGCCACCUUGGGAAAAAAAAAAUGUGAUCAAAGAAGAAUUCUCAUUCAAUUAAAAACAGUGUCAUUUGCUAUAUAUGCCCUUGAAAAAGGCAAAGCCAUCUCUGUCAUGUUUACUUUUUUCUUUUUUUUUUUUAAAUAGUCAGUUGCAUCUAUAACAAAAUAAUAUGCUUACUCUGUAACUAUAAAUCAACAAUUAGAAUCGUUAAAGUAAUAAUUUCUUAAAUUUCUUUGGUCUUUUUUGUUAUAUACAGAUAUGUGAUGAUGUUUCGUGGGAAAUAUGUAUGUUAAUGUUAUUCAGUGUCAGUUCUCUGAUCAUGUGAUGAGACAUUAUGUGUAUGAUAGCGUGCACUAGGGCCCGUCAUAAUAGGGUACACUGGGGCCAAUUGCAACUACCUUAGCCACUGAGGGAAAACCUUCACAUUCCCUUUCAUUAGGAAAGUUGUUACUGUUGAUGUAAUGUAAAAGUGUAACACCUUAUUCCUACAAAACUCGUAUUAACCGUAUGACACAAGAUACUGAAUACAGGUUCAACUUGUGUUUGACUGUCCAUACCAGACUAGGGCUGCGGCUAAAACUUAUUUUCAGUGAUUAGUUGUUUGGUCUUUAAAGUGCUGAUCAGUGUUUCUCAAAGCCCAAAUAUCUCGUUUUGUCCACAACCAGAGAUAUUCUGUUUAUUGUCAAAAGGAGUGAGGAAAAUAGAAAAUAUUCACAUUUAAGAGGGUGGAAUCAAACAAUUUUGACUCCUUUGUCUUAAAAUAAUUAGUCAGAUUGAUUGAUUAUUAAAUUGUUUGGUGAUUAAUUUAAUAGUUGACAGCUAAUCAAACAAUGUUGCAGCUCUACCAGUCAAUAUUGGUCACUGGCAUGUACUGGUUUGUAGUCCAGGUGUCAUUGUAAGUACAAGAUUAUAAUGUAUUAUGCCAGUUCAUACUGUAUGCUGUUCGGCAGCCCUUAACCGUUUUCUUUUUCUCGCUUUUGUUUGUGAUGUUACACUCAAUUCCAAACACGCAAAAAAAGGGCAGGGAAAUCUAUAAAAUGAUACCAAUAUCUGCAUGAGUAGCACAACAGCAUUUAACUUAACACUUGAGCCUAUUUGAUUAAACUUCUGCAUAGUAACCUGUGCUCACCUUCGUACACCAUGGCCAACAGUGUCAGACCUGCGUAAACCUACAUUUUUGUGACACAUAGCUUUUGUGGAAAAAAGAGUGACUACCUCUGCUUCUUGUACACUUAAUGGGCACUCCAGUUAGCUGUUAUUUUUUUGAUCCCAUUAGAGUGUUGCCUGCUAAAAAAGCCUGUGAGUUGAUCAGGUCAAAGGGGUUUUGAUGAGAAGCCUUUUUGUUUUAAAUAAAGUGAAAUACCAGAAGAGGGGAGCUGUGGAGGUCUUGGAAAUAGUUUUCAACCAAACCACACAUUGCAUGGCACAGGACAUGUAGGAGGACCUUCGCACAGAUGUACUUUGGAGUCACAUCAAUAUUUUGUCAUCAGAUGUUGCCCCAGUGUAAACACCAAUUUUUUUCCCAGACCUUUCAUUACAGAGUUGCAUUUCAGCCUGAGGACAGGGAGUCCACAGGAGGACCAGACUAAGCAAGUUGUAGCUCUCUGAAAACGCUUGCUCGGCAGGCAGAGGAUAGGUGGAGAGUUUGUGUGUUAAAGGAGUUGAGGGGCUGGAGACAUGGGAGGGGGCUGAAAUGCUUAUGAAGCAGGGCCUGGGGACCUUAAGUUUCUGUACUGUCAACAAACAGUAGAUUAUUGGUGCUGUGCUGAUGGACUUUUAAAUCAUUAAGGUUAUGAACACUGCUGAGAUGAUGCUGUGCUCUUGUUUGGUCUGUGCAGUUUGUGUAUUUUUUAAUUUGUGUUGAUGUUUUUAAAAUAGAAAAACUUGAAUAAAAACUAAAAAAAAACAAAACCAACAGAUCCAAAUCUCAUCUUAUCCACAACUUAAGUGAAACUUAAAUGCAGGCCAAAACAUUGGUGGAGACCUCUGUUAAAGCAAUAGUAGAUGGUAAUGAGGGCAGAACAAAAGCAUGUUUACUUUGCUGAAAGGCCCACAGCAGGGGUUUAUUGAAAGAAGCAGAUAAAGUGUUACCACACAACUGUUUUUCAUCAUUAAGACCAAUCAAUACAGUCUAAUCAAUAGAUUUUUACGAUAAUGCUCCACCAUUAGGAGAAGUUAUGUACUCUGGUCUGCUCCACUUCAUAUGGCUUUCUUAUGGCCCAUUAAUCUCUCUGCUGUUUUCUUGUUCUCAGAGGAGCUUAUUCAAAAGAGAUACAGUCUGAACUUUCACAUGACUGCCCUGUCACUGAUUUCCACUAAAUUGAUUUUUCCUGCAAUAAUGCACUUUCAAAAAUACAGCACAGUCUGCGUGAAAUUGCUUAAAACAUAAAAUGUGCAGCAAGAUUUGCGUCAGAUUUGGCCAGUUCUGACGUCAGGGCACCCUCGACAUUUUCAGCCGCUCAGAUGAAAUGCUCCAUAAGCGUACUGUUGCAUGAGACGGCUGUGUGGUGAGCCGAAACACCUGUUUAAACAGGGCCUUUAACGUUAACUGCCGCCCUCCCCCCGUCCGUGGCCUGUUUUGAAACCGGAGUGGUGAGUCACUCCUCUCUCGGUUUAGAAAAACAGAUCCGGCCAGGCUGGGGCUCGGCGGGGGGAUGGGAGGCCGGCGGUGGAUGAACACCGGAGGUGGACGCAGCUGGACUCCCACUCCUAAAGACCCCACAUCCUGACAACGGCCAGUCGUGUUCCCAUAGAGACCUAGGCUGAUCUGAGAGAGGGAAAAAACACCGUCAGAAGGAAUUAAUACGCGAUUUUUCCCAGCAUAGUAAUCUUUGGAGCAGCCAAUCAAUUGAUCAUAUUCAAAAAAAGGAGAACCAAGAGUGCAGAUCUGCCAGUUCCCCAAAAUGGACCGCAACCCUUGUGGUAGCCUAUCUUUGUUCUUGUUAUGUCCAGGGGUGGAAGCAUUCCUGAAGCACCAAUGUGUUAUAUGCUUUUAUUUUCUACUUUUUCAGUGAGAAAAGAAAACAUUCACCAAAACAGAUAAUGCUUAUUUUCAUUGUCGAUUAAUCCGUCAAAUAUUUUCUCAAUUAGCCUAAUCUAUUAGUUGUUUGGUCAGUAAACUGUUGAUCAGUGUUUCCAAAGACAAAGAUGAAGCCCUCUCAUACCUUGUUUUGUCCACAACCUAGAAAUAUUCAGUUUACUAUCACAAAGCAACAAAGAAAAUAGAAAAUAUUCACAUUUAAGAAGCUGGAAUCAUUUUAUAGACAAUGUUGACUCUUUUAUUUCUUAAAAAUGCUCAGAUUUAUUGGUUAAAUGAGUUAUUGGUGCUUAAUUUAAUAGCCUACUUGACAGCUAAUCAAACAGUGUUGCAGCUCUGCCAGACAAUAUUGGUCACUGGUUUGUAGUCCAGGCUUCAUUGUAAAUAGUCUCCUAGAUUAUAAUGUAUUAUGCAAGCUCAUAUGCUGUUUGGCCAGCCCUUAACUGUUUUCUGUCUUUCUUUAAGUUGGGAAGUUACACUCAUUUCCAAUAAUGUAUAUAAAAGAGUGCAAAUAAAGGCAGUAAAACCUAUAAAAUGAUUUCCAGCAGCAUUGUCUUUAUGCAGAUGAUAUAAUCAGUGGUAAAAUGUUAAAGAAAGAAAGGUCAGCUAAUUAGACUCGGCCAUUAUAGUGAGGAAAAUAUAUACAGAUAAACCUAUACAACAUUAACUUAUUAUUUUAAACCCACAACUGGCUCUAGCAUCCUCUAUAGCAGGGUCUCAAGCAGGGACUCACUAGAGUAAUGCUUCCUCUUACCAAAAUGCUACCUCUUCCUACUCUACCCCCUCCUCCCCUGUUUCCCGCCAAAAAGCCUUGGGGGGGUUCGAAUUCUGCCCUUUUCUGGUAGGGUGAAUCAAUGUCUCCAUGACAACCGUUGCUCUGGACGACAAGGGAUGCUCGGGGUGCUGCCGCAACAACAGCAUGCCGUGCGCAAUGCGGCAGCGCGUACCACUCUUUGAUCCAACCCCGAAAAGACUAAUUUUUAAUUAUGUUAAUGCUGAAAGCUUACAGGUGGUACAGAGAGCGAGUCGCAUUACAUUAAAUUAAACAAGGAACAACGUAGCAUCUUUGGAGAACAAUCGCAGCGACAACAUACAUGACACACAACUUGCCAACGCUGCAGUUUACGCAUGAACCACAAGAUGGCGGCAUUGUAUCCUGAAUAAACCCAGGUCUACAGGGAACCAGGAAGGAAAUAUUACAAUGUAAAAUAUUUGUCACCAGAAACACAGGACGUCAAAUUUGGUACAGUUUACAUUGUUGCUGCUUUAUCCACAGAAAAUACGCACGUCGCGUUGAAGCCUCAAGCCGCGAGCAGACCCCUUCACUUUGUUCCUGUCCUCGUAAUUGAUAAAGUUUCAUUUGAACAGCCUCUUAUUGCUAGAAAGAUGGCGGCCCCGGCGGCGAAUGAAACUGUGCAUGGAGUUCCUCCUUCACUGUCUGCUAAAGUGGUUGGGUCAUUUGCCUAUUUCACAGUGAAAGACAGAUUGCCGACCAUCCUGACCAAAGUUAUAGACACAAUACAUCGCAACAAAAACAAGUUUUUUGAAGAAUAUGGAGAGGAGGGUAUCGAGGCAGAGAAGCAAACAAUAGGUCUGCUGUCCAAAAUGAGGAAUGAGCUGCAGACUGAUAAGCCAGUAAUACCACUAACAGAUGGCCUGCAAGACACAGAGUCCUGGAACCAGUACCUGGAGAGACAACAGAAACUGCACGGAGACCAAGAGCCUGUCAGCUGGUUCAAGUCUCCAUGGCUUUAUGUGGAGUGCUACAUGUACCGCAGAGUACAGGAGGCCCUCUGGCUCAAUCCUCCCAUCAGUGACUAUGAUGUCUUUAACGAGGGAAAGACUCAGAGCUAUUUUGAGUCUCAGCAGGCUGUGAUGGCUUUAUGCACAUACACUGAGGGCAUUAACAAGAAUUUGGAGGAACUUUCCAAGAAUCAGCUGUUUGAGCAUUUUGACAAACUGCUGCAGGUUUCUCUGUGGGGGAACAAGUGUGAUCUGUCCAUCUCUGCCGGCCAAGAAAACUCACAGAAGACCAGUCCGAUAGAUUCCCUCAGCAGCCUGCAACCAUUCAUCCUGGUGAAUGACACCAACAUGGUAUGGUCAACUCUUAUUUCAGCCCAGAGGCCUGGACAGUCUGAGAAAACCACUGGGGUCAGAGUGGACAUUGUUCUAGACAAUGCUGGCUUUGAGUUAGUUACUGACUUGGUCUUAGCAGAUUUCCUGGUCUCCUCUGGCCUUGUCCAUGAGGUCCACUUUCAUGGCAAAUGCUUGCCGUGGUUCGUCUCUGAUGUCACAGCUAAUGAUUUUCAGUGGACCAUCCGGCAGACCAUGACGGCCAAUCACAGGUGGAUGUCAAAGAGUGGUGUCAAGUGGAAUACCUACCUGAAGGAAGGCGUGUGGUCCUAUCAUGAUCAUCCUUUCUGGACGCAGCCGCAUGAGUUCUGUGACAUGGCGGCUGAUGCUCCAGACCUGCAUGCGACCCUGCAGGGGGCAGACCUGGUGCUUUUCAAAGGCGAUCUCAACUACAGAAAGUUGACAGGGGACAGGCAGUGGGAUCACACAGUGGGCUUUGAUACUGCGCUACGGGGUUUUGGGCCUGCGCCACUGUGUAGCCUGAGGACUCUUAAGGCCAAUGUUCAAGUAGGUCUGCAGCCGGGCCAAGCUGAGAAGCUCACCUCCCAGGAUCCAGACUGGAUGACCAGUGGCAAAUACGCCGUCAUUCAGUACCACAACUCAAAGUCAGAAAAGAAAGACUGAGGAUCUCACUGAGAAGACGUGGAUUCAGAGGAACAUUUCAGUAAGAAGUCCCUCAAGAAGGAGUUACCUUUAAGCCAUAAGACCGUUAAGUUACACGAGGUUGUUAAUGAUGUCUGUGUUCCUCAUCAUCAGUUAAGUCUUCAUAAUGUUUGAUACAGAAAUACGCAGUAACAAAUGUUUAACAGGUAUUUUCACAACAUUUGUACCAUGUCUUACUUAAAAUGUUAGCACUUUAAGAUCUAAAUGUUUUCCCAUGAUUUGAACACAGUUGUUUACGACGACACGUUUAUCCUCAGAAGUAACAUACCAAGAUUGCUUUUUAUCACAAAUAGCUAAUGUGUUGUGCUCAGUUGUAUUAAGUCAUAUAGUGUUUACAGGUUAAUGUAGAUGCUGUUAACAAUCACGGAGUAAAAAUUGGGCUUUUUAACAUCUCCAGCAGCAAUACUUUUCUUUUUGCAUGCAGUUGAGGAGAGUGAUGAUAGAUGUAAUAUAUAGUUAUUUUUAUUUCAGCUCAGCUCAGGUUGUUCUACUGUUGCACUCAGUGUCCUUGAUAUAUGCAUGCAUCAAAACAUGCAGAUAGCCAUUUAAAGUCACCUAAGGGAGAUCACAAAAUAAUUUGGUAACCGCUUUGCUCUGUUUGAAAGAUGGCAGACUGUUAUUGGGGCAGUGUAAUAAUAACAGUGAUGAUGUGUGCUUGUGUAGAUUAAAAUGGCAACCCAGACCUCUGUAUCUGCAUAGAUAAAAAUGGAUGUCCCUGUGCACACUGUUAUGUCAUCUAAAUUGACAGUGUCAGUACUUCAGAGGUGAUGUUAACUGGAUUCUUCUCAGUGCUGCUGGGGGAGAUGAUAUCAUUUUCAUUAAUGGGAUAAUUUGAUUUAAUAAAGAAUUGUAUUGA